Medioppia subpectinata is the source of this 8406-nucleotide messenger RNA. Lineage: Eukaryota; Metazoa; Arthropoda; Arachnida; Sarcoptiformes; Oppiidae. The record is from the annotation of a GenBank genome assembly.
AUGGAAAGUGGAGACAGAAGUUCUGAGAUCUUUUUGGUCGAAUCGGUGGCCAAUCGGAUGGGCUCUCGAGGACUGUUCAGACCUCCCAAUCGUCUACUUAACUCGAGUGAGAGUUGGGAUUCAGAAACCCCUUUGAUAAGUAUUUGUCUAAUUCUCAUCUCAACGAUCAAUAUCUCAAAGACUAUAUGGAAAUACUUUGAGAACGAAAUCGACUUAUUAUUAAUUAGCGAAAUAGUUAUGCAUUUAAUUAAAAUUGUAACUUAUUUUUUGGUCACAAUUCUUGUGAUACAAUUCCGUCGGUUGGGUUACCGGCACUCGUGUUCACUACCCAUCCAAUGGUUGGCCAGUCUGUGCGUCGCUAUCAUUAAUUUGUACCAAAUAAUAGUCAUUUACGACAAGAAUAUUCCGGUUCUCGAAACAACAUUAAACACAUUAGAAGUGAUUCUCACAUUUGUAGCGCUGAUUAUAUCGUGUUUAGCGCCAAAGUUGUCGCAGUUUUCAUACUUAGACUCCGAUAGUCAGCAAAAGUGUCCGAUGAAUGACUUUAACGUGUUUUCAAAGAUAUUUGUUAUUUGGUUGAAAGACAUACUAAAGAUUGGCUACAAAUCCAACGCUGAUUUAAUGCAAUAUUUGCUACCGAUUUGUCACAACUUGAAGGCUAGCAAUGCUUUUGAAACAUUUGAAAAGGCAAACAACAAAUAUAAUACAAACCCUAAUUCAGACAAAGAGAUACAAUUAUUACCAUUGAUUUGGUUGACCGGUCGGAGUCACUUUAUAUUGGGCGCUUUAUUGGAGCUAGGUCAUUUGGCCGCUAUGUUUAUUCAGCCCUAUAUUCUGGCCAAACUGAUAGACUUUGUGUCCGAAAGGGACCACUUAUGGCACGGAUUGGUGUACGCGAGCGGCUAUUGUCUCUUCAAUAUAAUCGCCUGUCUCUUCGACUGUCACUGUUAUCUCUUCGUAUUACUGGCCUAUUAUAGGGUACAGUCGGCCCUCACGACCGCCAUAUUUGGCAAAAUGCUUCGCCUGAGCGCCGGCUCUCGACGCAAAUAUACGACCGGCGAGAUAAACAACUUAAUGGGUGUAGACAUCGGCGAGAUCUGCGACUUCUUCCGGUCGAUGGUUAACUUGAUGUCAAUACCCAUAAGCCUUGUUGUGGGCCAAUACAUACUGUGGCAACAGUUGGGCCCGUCAUCGUUGACCAUAUUCGCGGUGAUGGCGGUUGUGUUGCCGAUGACCACUCUGGCCAUGCGUCGAGUGGACACACUUCAGACACAGCAAAUGUCGCUCAAAGACAAACGCAUGAAACAGAUCAGCGAAGUGUUGAAUAAUAUAAAACUGUUGAAACUGUUUGGAUGGGAGGAGCCGUUCAUCGAUCGGGUCUCAGAGACCCGACGCCAAGAGUUGGAUAAAUUGAAAAUUACAAACUACUUGUGGUCAGUGAUUGACGUGCUAUGGAUUGUCGUGCCGUAUAUCACAUCUUUCGCUACGUUCACCGUAUACUCACUCACAUCCGGACAGCCCUUUACCGCCAAAACGGCUUUUGUAUCGCUAUUUGUAUUCAAUCUGUUGAGGGCUCCGAUGGGAAGACUUCCCAACGCAUUGACUUCACUAAACCGGGCGCUCGUGUCGUUCAGACGGAUCCGCUCUUUCCUGAGUUGCGAAGAAUUGGAUCAAAGUUUAGGAACCGAUAAACCGUGUGAUGAGAGAAGUGCUGUCACUUUGAAAAAGUGCUCAUUUUCUUGGGAGUUAGAAGAAGAGCACAUUCUUAAGGAUAUAUCACUGAAUGUAAGGAAAGGUUCGUUCGUUGCGAUCGUCGGAAGAGUCGGUUCGGGAAAGUCGUCGUUAUUUUCAGCACUUAUGGGAGAUAUGUAUCGAAGAGCGGGUGAGAGGAGUGUAUUGAACGGUUCCGUGUCUUAUGUGCCGCAAACCGCUUGGAUUCAAAACGUGACGUUAAGGCAAAAUAUUGUGUUUGUAUCGGACUAUGAGAGCGAUAAAUAUGAGAGAGUAGUGAAAGCCUGUGCUCUCGAAACAGAUUUCAAUUUACUUCCGGCAAAAGAUAUGACAGAAAUCGGCGAAAAGGGAAUCAAUUUGAGCGGCGGUCAGAAACAUAGGGUUAGUUUAGCCCGAGCUGUGUAUCAGGACUCAGACAUCUAUCUAUUGGACGACCCGUUGGCUGCAGUGGACGCACACGUCGGACAACAUCUCUUUCAACAAGUGAUUGGACCGAAAGGACUGCUGAGGAAGAAGACCCGCAUUUUGGCCACACAUCACAUCUCAUUUCUCAAAGACGCGGAUCAGAUACUAGUGAUGAAAGACGGAAAGAUUGUCGAUUCGGGCGGUUAUGAAGAGUUGUCUGAGAGGGGAAUGCUUUCGGAGGAGGUGUUGAAUGAAUCGGACGACAUGUCUAUUGGAAGUGGAGAUAAGAUGUCUCGACAGACGUCUCACAUGAGUGGCAACGAAUCAAUCGGUCAGUUGUCGAGACAAAUAUCAUUGAGAGAAGACAUGAACGAAGAGAAGAAAAUGACACAAACAGAGAAGACUAUGAAAGAGGGGGAGAAACUGAUUGAUGAAGAGAGUCAAGAGUACGGAUCAAUUAAUUUCAACGUUUACUUGGAUUACUUGAAAUAUAUACCACUUUUCUUUACACUAACGCCACUCUUGUGUGCGUUUCUCAACAAUAUCUGCGAAAUCGGUGCCAAUUAUUGGCUAAACAUAUGGACAUCGCGUAACUCUACGCGAGGCGAAGAGACGUCGGACCGGAACCUCUUUCUGGCCAUAUAUGGGUCGGCCAUUGGUUUGGACGCCGUGUUUGUGUUGGCCCUACAGUUGGCGAUGAGAACCGGCGCCACAAUAGCCUCGCGAUCGUUGCACAGAGAUAUGUUGUGUCGCAUACUUCGCACACCGAUGUCCUUCUUCGACACCACGCCUUUGGGUCGGAUUAUCAACCGAUUCAACCGAGACAUGAGCACAGUUGACGAGAAUAUACCAUGGUGCAUAAUCGAGUCGUUCCACAAUCUCAUCUAUUCAAUAUUAGUCGUGUCCGUCAUUAUCUACACCAAUCCCUAUAUGGCUGUUCUCACGCUAAUUGUCUUCGUUUUGUUUGUCAUACUUUACAGGAUCUAUUUGUGGACAUCGAGACAACUGAAUCGUCUAAAAUCCAUCACUCGAUCGCCCAUUUAUAGCCAUUAUAACGAGUGCAUCGGCGGCGCCGACUCUAUACGUGUCUAUAAAGUGCAGCAAUUGUUUACCGAAAAGUUGCAAAAUUUUGUCGACAUUCAUAUCAAUGUCCAAAAACACAACUACACGGCCGUCAUGAUUGAUAUCUGGACCGUAAUCGUGGGUCUAUUGAUCACAUUCUCGACUGCACUGAUAGUGGUGUUCGAGAGGAAUAGCAUGACACCAGGUGUGGCCGGUUUUAUACUCGUCUAUUCGGUUGAUGUCAUUAACAGUAUUUCAUGGGCUCUGAGAAUGGCAUCAGAUCUCGAGACUAAUAUGGUAUCCGUGGAAAGGGUUAGGGAGUACUCGGAGUUGGAGACAGAGAAGAGUUGGCAUUCAGCCGAUGAAUACAAACCAUCCGCCGAUUGGCCGACCAAUGGUUCCGUUGAUUUUAUCAAUUAUAGCGCUUCUUAUAGACCAGGACUCGAACCUGUGGUCAAAGGUUUGAAUUUAAGGAUAGAGUCGGGAGAGAAGGUGGGAAUAGUUGGCCGAACCGGUGCCGGAAAGUCGUCCAUGACUUUGGCGUUGUUUCGUAUAAUUGAGCCAACAUUUGGUCAGAUAAUCAUUGAUGGCGUGGAUGUGACUCGUAUUGGUUUACACGACUUGCGAUCGAAGUUAACAAUUAUACCACAAGAACCCAAUCUCUUCGCCGGAACCCUAAGACUCAAUUUAGAUCCGUUUGAAGAAUAUUCUGACCAACAGUUGUGGACAGCACUGGAAAGGGCGCACUUAAAGGACUUCAUAUGCGGCACAUCUGAAGGGCUGUCGCAUGAGAUCAGUGAAGGCGGUGACAAUUUGAGUGCAGGUCAGAGACAAUUGGUUUGUUUGGCGAGAGCUCUGUUGAGGGACACGAAGAUCCUGGUGCUCGACGAGGCGACCGCUGCCUGCGAUUUGCAAACCGAUUCAUUAAUUCAGACAACAAUUGCUGAACAGUUCAGUGACUGCACUGUUCUGACAAUCGCUCACCGAUUGAAUACAGUCUUGGAUUACAAUAAGAUUAUUGUUUUAGACAACGGAAUGAUUGUCGAAAUGGAUUCGCCGAAAAGAUUACUCAAAAAAACUGAUUCUCUUUUCUAUAGUUUAGCGAAAGAAUUCGGAAUCCUUUUGUGGAAACUUUUUAAUAAUGAAAUCCAUUUAUUAGUAUUGAGCGAAAUAUUCUCGCAUUCAAUCAAAUUUAUAAAUUAUUUGGUGAUAACAGCGCUUAUAUUUAUAUUCCGUCGGUUUGGUUACCGGCACUCGUGUUCACUACCCGUCCAAUGGUUGGCCAAUCUGUUGUCUGUUUCCAUCAAUUUGUAUCAAUAUCUGCAAAGAAAUACUAGAAAUGACAGCCUUUUGGACACUGUAUUGAUUAGCUUUGAAUUAUAUCUCACAAUACAAGCGCUAAUCAUAUCGUGUUUAUCGACCAAACUCUCCGACUUUGAGUCGUUAGACGCCGACAGUCGACCCAAAUGUCCAAUGAAUGACUACAACAUCUUCUCCAAGAUAUUCAUCGUAUGGAUCAAAACAAUCCUGAAAUACGGCUACAAAAUCAACACCGAUUUAACGCAAUAUUUGCUCCCGAUUUGCGAUUAUCUCAAGUCGAAGAAUGCUUACCACGUGUUUGAAAAGGCGGACAAGAAGUACAACACAAACAAAUCGGCAAAAGAGAUACGAUUAUUACCAUUGCUUUGGACGACAGCGUGGGUUCCGUAUGCGGUGUCCGCUGUCACCGAAUUGGGCACUAUUUGCGCUAAUUUUGUUCAGCCCUACAUAUUGUCCAAACUGUUGGACUUCAUGUCCGCACCGGAGGACCAUCUGUGGCACGGAGUCUACUAUGCGAUCAUUUACUGUCUCUUUAAUCUAAUCGCCCGUCUCUUUGACGCGCAUUCGUAUCUCUUCUUAAGUCUGGGCUAUUAUAGGGUUCAGUCGGCGCUCACAACAGCUCUUUAUAAGAAAAUGUUUAAACUCAGCGCCAGUUCCCGACGCGAGUACACCACAGGCGAUAUAAACAACAUAAUGGGUGUGGAUGUGGGAGAAGUGACCAGUUUUUUGCACACAAUGACAUCGUUGUAUUCAAUACCGACGAGUCUCGCGAUCGGAAUCUACAUUCUGUGGCAACAAUUGGGUCCGUCGUCGCUGACAAUGAUCGCAGUGAUGGCAGUGGUCGGCCCCUUCACCACGUUUAUCAUGAAACGCAUCGAUGUCUUCCAAACACAGCAAAUGGAGUUAAAGGAUAAGCGUAUGGAACAGAUCAGCGAAGUCUUGAAUAACGUGAAACUCCUGAAACUGUUUGGUUGGGAGAAGCCGUUCAUCGAUUGCAUCAGCGAAACCCGGAAACAAGAGUUGCAUCGCUUGAGUCUCACAAACAACUACUGGUCUGUAAUGGAAAUCGUGUGGACGACUGUACCCAUGAUUAUCGCCGGUUUGACAUUCGCCACAUUCACUCUCACAUCUGGUCUACCAUUUACUGCCAAAACAGCUUUUGUGUCUUUGUCUGUGUUUAGUCUAUUGAGAGCACCGAUGGCCAGACUUCCAAAUUGUUUAACUCAUAUGACGAGAGCUCUCGUGUCGUUCAGAAGAAUCAGAAAAUAUCUGAGUUGUGAAGAAUUGGAUUCAAGUCUAGGAAGCGAUGAGACAAUGAGUGGAAGACGUGAUAAAUUACGUGACGAUAGAUAUGCGGCUUCUUUGAUGAACUGCUCGUUUGGUUGGAAUUUAGAAGAAGAGCCCAUUCUUAAGGAGAUUUCAAUUAACAUCAAAAAGGGGUCGUUUGUAGCGAUCGUCGGAAGAGUCGGUUCGGGAAAGUCGUCGUUAUUUUCUGCACUUAUGGGAGAUAUGUAUCGAAGAGCGGGUGAGAGGAAUGUAUUGAACGGUUCCGUGUCUUAUGUGCCACAAAGCGCUUGGAUUCAGAACUUGACGUUAAGACAAAACAUAGUGUUUGUGUCGGACUAUGAGAGCGAUAAAUACGAGAGAGUAGUGAAAGCCUGUGCUCUCGAAACGGAUUUCAAUUUACUUCCGGCAAAAGAUAUGACAGAAAUCGGCGAAAAGGGAAUCAAUUUGAGUGGCGAUGACUAUGAGAGCGAUAAAUACGAGAGAGUAGUGAAAGCCUGUGCUCUCGAAACGGAUUUCAAUUUACUUCCGGCAAAAGAUAUGACAGAAAUCGGCGAAAAGGGAAUCAAUUUGAGUGGCGGUCAGAAACAUAGGGUUAGUUUAGCCCGAGCUGUGUAUCAGGACUCAGACAUCUAUCUAUUGGACGACCCGUUGGCUGCAGUGGACGCACACGUCGGACAACAUCUCUUCCAAGAAGUGAUUGGACCGAAAGGACUGCUGAAGAAGAAGACCCGCAUUUUGGCCACACAUCACAUCUCAUUCCUCAAAGACGCGGAUCAGAUACUAGUGAUGAAAGACGGAAAAAUUGUCGAUUCGGGCGGUUAUGAAGAGUUGUCCGAAAGGGGAAUGCUUUCGGAAGAGGUGUUGAAUGAAUCCGAUAAUAAGUCCAUCGGAAGUGAAGAUAAGAUGUCUCGACAAACAUCUCACAUGAGUGGCAACGAAUCAAUCGGUCAGUUGUCGAGACAAAUAUCGCGACAAAUGUCGAGACAAACCUCAAGACUUCUAUCACCGCAACUCUCCAUUAGAAGUGAUUCAACGGAACCAAAGGCUGAAACACUAAAGGAAAGGCUGGAAAGAGAGGCCGAAAGCGAUCAACUUAUUGAUGAAGAGAGCCAACAAUUUGGAUCAAUUAAAUACACUGUUUAUUUAGAUUACUUGAAACGCAUUCCUCUGCUCUUUGUAGUCAUACCACUCUUGUGUGCCUUUAUGUUCAAUAUGUGUGAAGUCGGCGCCAAUUAUUGGCUCAAUAUAUGGACCACAAAGAACUCAAACACCACCGCAGAGGAGGAGAAGACAAACCGAAACGAAUUCCUCAUUAUAUAUCUGUCGGCCAUUCUAUUGGACGCCAUUUUUGUGCUCGUAAUGCAAGUAAUCAUGAGAUACGGGGCGCUGAAGGCGUCGGAAGUGAUGCACAAAGACAUGUUGUAUUGCAUUCUGCGGACACCGCUCUCAUUCUUCGACACCACGCCUUUGGGUCGGAUUAUCAAUCGAUUCAAUCGUGACUUUGCGAAGAUUGACGAAGAGAUACCAUUCUGUAUGACUGAAUCGGUGAUGACAUUCAUCUGGUUUGUGCUCAUUCUGGGUGUUAUUGUCUACACCAACGCAUAUAUGGCUAUACUUAUACUCAUUGUCUCCGUUUUGUUUGUCUUUCUAUACCGCAUCUAUUUGUGGACAUCUCGACAAUUGACUCGUUUGGAAGCGAUCACCAAAUCUCCCAUUUAUAGCCACUUCAACGAAAGCAUUUCGGGCGCCGUUUCUAUUCGCGUAUAUAAUGUUCAGCAAAUGUUUACUGAAAAGUUGCAAAACUUUAUUGACAUCAAUACCAACAUUGAAAGACAUCAGAUUGACAUCUGGACCUCAAUCUUCGGCCAAUUGAUCACAUUAUCGACGGCACUGUUUGUUGUGCUCCAGAGGGGUGUCAUUAGCCCGGGUUUGGCCGGCUUUGUGCUCAUCUAUUCGGUUGAUGUCAUUAACAGUAUUUCAUGGGCUCUAAAAAAUACUGCAGAUCUCGAGACGGAAAUGGUUUGCGUGGAAAGGGUUAGGGAGUACUCGGAGUUGGACUCAGAGAAGAGUUGGCAGUCGAGCGAUGCGUACAAACCAUCCGCCGAUUGGCCGACCAGUUCUUCAAUUGAUUUUAUCAAUUAUAGCGCUUCUUAUAGACCAGGACUCGAACCUGUGCUCAAAGAACUGAACUUUAGGAUAGAGUCGGGAGAGAAGGUGGGAAUAGUUGGCCGAACCGGUGCCGGAAAGUCGUCCAUUACGUUGGCUUUGUUUCGCAUAAUUGAGCCAACAUUUGGUCAGAUAAUGAUCGAUGGCGUGGAUGUGACUCGUAUUGGUUUACAUGACUUGCGAUCGAAGUUAACAAUUAUACCACAAGAACCCAAUCUCUUCGCCGGAACCCUAAGACUCAAUUUGGAUCCGUUUGAAGAAUAUUCUGACCAACAGUUGUGGACAGCACUGGAAAGGGCGCACUUGAAGGACUACAUCUCGAGUACAUCGGAUGGUCUGUCGCAUGAGAUCAGUGAAGGCGGUGACAAUUUGAGUGCAGGUCAGAGACAAUUGGUUUGUUUGGCGAGAGCUCUGUUGAGGGACACGAAGAUCCUG